AGGCCAGCCCAGGCCGCGGCGGAGUUACGCGGUGCGGCGGGUGGAGCCGGGAAGGGGCGGUGGCGAAGGAAGAUGGCGGGAUGCGGGUCCGGGUUGUGCUGCUGCUGCUGCCCGCGCUGCUGCGGCGAGCGGGAGAGCCGCACCCCCGAGGAGCUGACAAUCCUAGGGGAAACUCGUGAAGAGGAGGAUGAGAUCCUUCCACGCAAGGACUAUGAGAGCUUGGAUUAUGAUCGUUGUAUCAAUGACCCAUACUUGGAAGUUUUGGAGACCAUGGAUAACAAGAAAGCCCAGAGAUACGAAGCAGUGAAGUGGGUGAUGGUUUUUGCUAUUGGAGUCUGCACAGGACUGGUGGGUCUUUUCGUGGAUUUCUUUGUACGGCUCUUUACCCAGCUCAAGUUCCAGGUGGUACAAAGCUCGGUGGAAGAAUGCACUGAGAAAGGCUGUCUUGCAUUGUCCUUGCUGGAGCUGCUGGGGUUCAACCUGACCUUCGUUUUUCUUGCCAGCCUUCUGGUUCUGAUCCAACCUGUAGCAGCUGGAUCAGGAAUUCCUGAAAUCAAGUGCUACCUCAAUGGGGUAAAGGUUCCAGGGGUUGUGCGUCUCCGGACAGUGGUGUGCAAAGCUAUGGGAGUGCUCUUCAGCGUGGCAGGAGGUCUUUUUGUCGGGAAGGAGGGUCCAAUGAUUCACAGUGGUGCUGUUGUGGGUGCGGGUUUGCCACAGUUCCAGAGCAUCUCUUUGAGGAAGAUCCAGUUUAACUUCCCUUAUUUCCGCAGUGACAGGGAUAAAAGGGAUUUUGUAUCUGCGGGAGCUGCUGCAGGGGUUGCUGCUGCCUUUGGAGCACCAAUUGGGGGCACUCUUUUCAGCUUGGAAGAAGGUUCUUCUUUCUGGAACCAGGGACUUACAUGGAAAGUGCUUUUCUGUUCCAUGGCUGCCACCUUCACCCUGAAUUUUUUCCGCUCUGGGAUUCAGUUUGGAAGUUGGGGGUCUUUCCAGCUCCCUGGGCUGCUGAACUUUGGGGAGUUUAAGUGCUCUGAGUCUGAUAAGAAAUGCCACCUGUGGACAGCUGUGGACUUGGGCUUCUUCAUUCUGAUGGGGAUUGUAGGAGGCCUUCUUGGUGCCACCUUCAACUGCCUGAACAAGAGACUUGCCAAGUACCGCAUGCGGAAUGUGCAUCCCAAGCCAAAGCUGGUCAGAGUCUUGGAGAGCCUGCUGGUGUCAUUGACUACCACAGUCGUGGUCUUCGUAGCCUCCAUGGUUCUGGGGGAAUGCCGGCAGAUGUCUUCCACUGGUCACAGUGGCAAUGACACUCUGAACCUGCAGGGUAUGUCAGAGGAUGUGAAUUCAAGCAUUAAAACUUUUUUCUGCCCAAAUGAAACCUACAAUGACAUGGCCACACUCUUCUUUAACCCUCAGGAGUCAGCUAUCUUGCAGCUCUUCCACCAGGAUGGUACUUUCAGCCCAGUCACACUGUCCUUGUUCUUCCUUCUCUAUUUCUCACUCUCCUGUUGGACAUAUGGGAUCUCUGUGCCCAGUGGUCUUUUUGUGCCAUCACUGCUUUGUGGGGCUGCCUUCGGACGCCUGGUCGCCAACCUCCUCAAAAGCUACAUUGGCCUGGAUCACAUCUACUCGGGAACUUUUGCACUGAUUGGGGCAGCAGCAUUCCUGGGAGGAGUGGUCCGCAUGACUAUCAGCCUGACUGUCAUCCUAAUUGAAUCCACCAAUGAGAUCACCUAUGGGCUCCCCAUAAUGAUCACCCUCAUGGUAGCCAAAUGGACUGGAGACUUUUUCAACAAAGGCAUUUAUGACAUCCAUGUGAACUUGCGAGGAGUGCCUCUGCUGGAGUGGGAAACCGAGGUGGAAAUGGAUAAACUACGAGCCAGUGACAUCAUGGAACCCAACUUGACCUAUGUCUACCCACACACCAGGAUCCAGUCCCUUGUCAGCAUCCUGCGCACAACUGUCCAUCAUGCCUUCCCUGUAGUGACUGAGAACCGGGGCAACGAGAGGGAGUUCAUGAAGGGAAAUCAACUGAUAAGUAAUAACAUCAAAUUCAAGAAAUCCAGCAUCCUCACCCGAGCCGGAGAGCAGCGCAAGCGCAGCCAGUCCAUGAAGUCCUACCCCUCGAGUGAGCUGCGUAAUAUGUGCGAUGAGCACAUAGCGACGGAGGAGCCACCAGAAAAGGAGGAUCUGCUGCAGCAGAUGCUAGAGAGAAGAUACACUCCCUACCCCAACCUGUACCCUGACCAGUCUCCCAGUGAAGAGUGGACCAUGGAGGAGCGCUUCAGACCGUUGACCUUCCAUGGCUUGAUCUUGCGCUCACAGCUGGUCACGCUCCUUGUCAGGGGGGUUUGUUACUCCGAGAGCCAGUCGAGUGCAAGUCAGCCUCGUCUGUCCCAUGCAGAGAUGUCUGAGGAUUAUCCCCGUUAUCCAGAUAUCCAUGACUUGGACCUCACAUUGCUGAACCCUCGCAUGAUAGUGGAUGUCACCCCAUACAUGAACCCAUCACCCUUUGCUGUCUCUCCAAAUACACAUGUGUCACAAGUCUUCAACCUGUUUAGGACAAUGGGACUCAGACAUUUACCGGUUGUGAAUGCAGUUGGAGAGAUUGUUGGGAUAAUCACUCGGCACAACCUGACCCACGAAUUUCUGCAGGCAAGACUGAGACAACACUAUCAGAGCAUUUGAUGCCCCUGCCCACCCUGCCCCACUGUCGGUGGCUACCUCCCUCUUCCAAGCCUGCACACGCGCUCGCAUUCCGCUUGGACCCCUCAAGGCCCAAGACUUGCCGUUUGGCUUCUCACAUGCAUAUCAAGCCUGGGGAGCUGGAAAACACCUUGCUAGCCAGAGAAUUAGAGGAGCUGCCUGGGCCCAGAGCUAUUGGUUGGUCUCAGGCACUUGGUUUGACCACUUUUGAUCCAGUUUUUUUCUUUUCCUGUGCCCCAGUUAUCUCCUUUCGUCAACUGUCCUGACACUGUAUGUUCUGCUAUUUUGGUUUUUGGGUUUUUCUUUGAAGGGUUGGAAAAAGAAUCCUCUAUCUCCACUAUGUCCUAUGCAGGAAACUUCAGCAUCUUUUCCCUGUCUUCCUGUAUGUGUCAUUUUAACUCUUCCUCCCUUGUUCCUGCAACUGUUGCCUUAUUUGUCUGAGAAGGGAGUCACUGUCAGGGCUGAGAGAGGAGAUAUUGAAGUUUGCAGUUAUCAAAUAGCUGCUCUGGAGGAUGCCUUUUCUCAGAAGCAGUAUUAUAAAAUCCAGCUCUGGAAGUACACCUCUUUGCAGGUGUUCCCAGUUGUCCGUCUUUUUCCACUCUGGCUUCAUUUGUUCCUAAUUUCCCUCCUUCUGUCAUAGGGAAAUGUCCCUGCUGUGUUGUUUUUGACAGCAGCUGGCUUUUGAGAGCAGCUCAGCAAAUCAGGAGUUCAGUUCAAUUCCAGUUACUGUUUGAGAUUAUAAAUAUUUAAUACAUUUGCAGAGCAUCUCAGAGAAGGGAGAUCUCUUUCCCUCUUAGCUAUUGUUAUUAUCUCCCUGUAAGAGACUCUUCUAAGGCACUUUAUGGCACUUCACUUUGUCACUAACCUGACACUCCUGCAUUUCUUGGCAUUUGUAGGCACUUUGUCCUUGUACUGAUCCAACGAUGAGAGCCUGGGACACCUUUCUAGCUAGGGUUAGAGACCAGGGAACCUACAUCUUCAGAGCAUGAUGAGGUGUUGCUUUCUGGAGGCUAAUAGAACUGUUGCCCUGUCUCUGGGCUCAGUUGAAUUCUCUCUGUUGAGACGAGAGCCAGUAUAACUUAAAGCUGCCAUACAGGAGGGAUACUUAGUGACUAACAGGCAGGAUUUGCUGCAGGGUGAUAAGUGGGGCUGUCUGUGCUCUAAAAAUGCUUGGGAUAAUGCUUGCAAUAGCAACAGCCACAUAUCUAGAAGGGUAAAAUCAGCACUUAGAAGCCAGUUGCAGCCAGUUCAGUGCUUUAGCAGGUACCAUCCUGGCCAGCACCUGUAUUGUUCCAGCAGGCACCUGCCCUCCUGAGUUUUGCAUCGAGAUAACCCUCAGUGGGAAGCCAGCACUGUGCCUCCAGGGGCUGCAGAGCUGAUUGGCUUGAUAAAGCACAGAGCAUUCUCUCAGCCAAGAGACUGGGCCAAGUAUCAUGGGGAAUGUAUCCCAGAAAAGCUUCUACACAGCCUCUGAGCACUCCAGUUAACCUGUUGUCUGCCAUAGAUGGGAGCUGUGGCAGAGGGAAUCAGACAUUAUUGUAUUCUCUGAAUUCAGAAACUCAUCGGUAGUGAAGUUUUUCCUGACUAAGCCUGAAGAAGUUGUGCUCUUUUCCUACGGGUAUCAAAACACUAAAUCUGUUAAAACAGCCUCAUUGACUGACUUUGUGGAAGCUGAUUGUUCCAGGGCACUGCUCUGCAAGCUGUUGCCUGCUGAGCCCUGCUACAGAUAGGCUUCUGAGGAGGUUUUGUUCUCGGGUCACCAGGUCUUGAGGUAGAGCUCUCGAAGUCUCUGGCACUCUUAGAUGUUCAUGGAGUCUUUGCAGUCUGGAUGGUUGGUAGAUGUAUUCUGUGGCUGUGCUUGCAGUGAAGACAACUGAAUCAUGGGAAACUCUGGAAUUUUGGCCAACAGAUAAGAGAAAACUUGUUUUUUAAAGUGGUUCCUGGGGCCAAGUUUUAGUGUAGAAUUUGUCCUUACGCAGUGCAUGGCUUAGCUGGAAAGUUUGGUUUUAGCACAGCUGUUUGUAAGCACUUAGAUUCUAAUUUUUAUUCCUCUCUGUUGACAUCUGGAGGCCUUUUUUCCACUUGGUGUUGUCUCAAACCUGCUGCUGUAUUAGGAGAUGAAGGGCACAUCUUUUGUUUUCAAGAAUGCAUUUAUACCAUUUCCACCAAGGGAAGUGAGCUGUGGUACAUGCAGUGGCAGUUGUGGCAGAGGAAGCUGUGUGUGUCUGAGGACCCUUUGUUAACUAUGGCCACUGAAGAGGGCUGCUUGGGAAGUGACCUAUCCAAAGAGCAGGGAAUGUUUGUUCUUUUCCCUUUCCUGCUGUAGAACUUGCAGCAGCAGCUCUUGUCUCCCCCACUGAAAUAGCUUCGGAGGCUUGUGAAUAUCCUAGCUCUAUUUCAAAGGAGGCAUGCAAGCUCUUCAGCUUCCACAAGUAAAGUGAAGGUGUUUUCCUACAGCCACUAUCCAUCUUGUGCCUUCAACCUGGGCUCCUUAGCUGGGACAGGUGGGGCAUGUUCCUUACAGCAGAUCAGUUGGCAUCAGCUACUGCUCUUUCUUGGCUUGCAAGUUCUUUCCCUGUAAGUAGAGUAAGGAUGUUUGUUCUCUCCAGAUAGUCUCUGCUGAUGAUUUCCUGAUUUACCAAUGUUCCCUGAGUUCUGGUCUUGUAGUGAGCUAUCCCAAGAGACUUCCAGCAUCCUUUAGUACUCUCUGGAGCUGGGCUGUAGGUUUGAAAUACGCUUCUAUUAACCUACCUUUCAUUUGAAGGAUUUGUGCUCAUGGGCAGUUACAAAUCGCAGAACUCCUGUUUUGAUGGGAUUUCAGCUCACACUAAUGUGCUUGGGUGCUAUAGGAUUGCUGAAUCCACAUGUUCAGAAUGCCCCGUGUCUCUCAGUGACAGAUCUCUUUCCUCUUGCUCAUGAUGAGCGAUUGUGUGUGGAAGGUUUCUCCUCUUCAUGCACAUCAAUAGGGCUCCUUAGGUGGUUUGCCUUGGGCUGGUCAUGUCCUGUUUUAUUUGUGUACACAAGCUGCAGCAGUAUAUUUUGCUGGGAUGUCUUGUCGUCACUACUGAGGCCUGGAGUCAGGCAAUCCAGACAAGACAGGCUGAAAAACCUUGUCAAGGUUUGUCUGAGCACCAGCUGCACUUCCCCAGGAGAAGGCCACUUGCUUUCAGCCUGCUGUCAGCACUGUCUUCUCUGUGCAUCUGUCUGACCCAAAUGUUCCAGCUGGAAAGCACACCCUGUUCAUUCCUUCCCUAAAGAAGUUUUAAAUGAGGGUGGUGGGUGACCUUGUCAGUUGCUUUAAAGGGAAAACUGAGUGUGCAGUCAGUGUUCUGUAGCUUGCAGAAAGGGAAUUACAAGUUCAUCUGACGUUUGGAGAUGCAGCGUUUCCCUUCUGCUAAGGACUGGUGCAAAGUGGCUCCCGUUGAAUCAGUCUUGUUCUCACACUUUGCUCUCUUAGCUCCUUUCUUAAAACACAUUCACUGCUUCUACCCUGGCUCUGGUUGCUUAGUGAUGUACAAGAAACUUACUUCUAAUGUUAGGUGCCUGUAACCCUUUACUCAGAGCAACACUAAAGGAAUCGUACAAAUAACUGGAUUAGUAUUGAUGGCAGAAGUUAGGGGAUACUAUGGGGCAUUCUCUGCUGCCCCAUGGUUUCCUGUGCAGUGUUAACUGAUGCGGUUUUGACUUGUUGACUUACUGUGAGCCAUUCCAAUGGUAGCAACUUUCCAUUUGGUUUUGGGGUUGUUUUUUUGCACUGUUUUUUGUUAUGAAAUGAUGUAAGCUAAUUCCUUGGUGUAUAUAAAUGGUAUUUUUUUUUAAAUUUGUAUGAAUAUAUUUUUAUUUGAACUAUGGCACUUGGGAAGUAUUCAUGUAACCAUAACGUGUCUGAGAGUAAAACAUUUGUGUGUCUCCUUCAGCACUUUCAAGGCCUUUUGAUGUUUCUAGCGGUGUUUUAUUUUUGCCCUUUAUUCUAAUAAAACUAGUAGAACAUGGCAAUAUCCAAGAACA
Pezoporus flaviventris is the source of this 6708-nucleotide messenger RNA. RefSeq names its product chloride voltage-gated channel 6 (gene CLCN6). Lineage: Eukaryota; Metazoa; Chordata; Aves; Psittaciformes; Psittacidae. The record is from RefSeq and is a predicted model, not a curated record. Gene Ontology annotation, molecular function: voltage-gated chloride channel activity. The coding region runs from base 73 to 2682 and encodes 869 amino acids. Gene Ontology annotation, biological process: transmembrane transport; chloride transport. The transcript has 23 exons. Gene Ontology annotation, cellular component: intracellular membrane-bounded organelle; lysosomal membrane.